This is a messenger RNA of Gongylonema pulchrum, 663 nucleotides long. The record is from the annotation of a GenBank genome assembly. NCBI's taxonomy places the organism in Eukaryota, Metazoa, Nematoda, Chromadorea, Rhabditida, Gongylonematidae.
AUGAUGGAGCUGGAUUCGUGUACUGAUACAAUCUCACUUUGGCAACAAACUGAUCCAGAUUGGCGAAAGUAUAGUUUGGAUGUGCUGCCCAAGGUACUUCUGGGCCGUGGUGAUAUGGUGAAGUUACUGUGCGAUUCGGGUGUUGCCAAAUAUUGCGAAUUUAAGUGUGUGGAUCGGUUUUUGAGCGCUUCCGGAAGCACCAAUCCCAUAUCGUUAAAAGGAUUGAUCGCUGUCUGUCAGUUUUUGGAGUCAGUGGGACGCUAUAGCGAUUCACCAUUUUUGUGGACUCUUUAUGGUAGCGGUGAAUUGCCGCAGUGUUUUUGUCGGUUGUGUGCUGUUUUUGGUGGAACGUAUUGUUUAGAUCGACAGAUAGAAGGCUUUAUUAUUAGCGACAACAGAGUUGUUGCAGUGGUAACGCAAGGGCAACGAAUUGACUGCCGAUAUGUCAUCGCCAGUCAUGCAUACACACCACAAAAAUACAUAAAAAAUUUAUCGAAAAAGCGAUUCAAUCGAGCUGUAUUGAUCUCUGAAGGAUCCAUCUUACCGGAUCCGGAAAAAGAACAUGUAAGAUUCCUGGCCUUGUAUUUUCCUUUAUUAGCAUGUAACUCUGCUGACCGCACCGAAAAUUGGAGACUUCAAAACCGCGGCUUAUUCGGAGUAUGA